AUGACCUAUAAGCUAUCAUAUGAUAUCAAAAGCUCAGCUUUAAUUAUUGCAUUGAUCCUUGUUCCUAUCGCUGUUCUCGUCUUUGUUGUUGUCGUCGCUCUUGCGUGUUCCAAUUACUGGAGCAUUCAUUCCCUCAAAGAAUCGUUCCUGUCGUGCUUCAGUAUUUGGAAGCAGCAGAGACGCAAGAAGAUCCCAUCGGACUCAGAGACUUGCCCCAUCACGCCCCGGUCGACUCUAGUUCGUGCGACAGACGCUUCGGAUAUUCGGAUUGAAUUCGAGCGUCCUGUCACCAACAGAGAGCAUAUUUAA
Molecule: messenger RNA, 309 nt
Organism: Penicillium psychrosexuale
Lineage: Eukaryota; Fungi; Ascomycota; Eurotiomycetes; Eurotiales; Aspergillaceae
Exons: 1
Coding region: 1-309 (102 amino acids)
Source: RefSeq, a predicted model, not a curated record